AUGGUUCUCGCUCUAACCCCUCCUCGUCCCUUACCCCAAAGAAAUCGCUCGAUUUACUACGAAACGAUUCAAGACAUUCAAGAGACUGACGAAUUGUUACUAGGACCUAGAGAACCACUUCAACUCGAUGUUUUCGGAGAAGGAACGAAUUCGGAUGAAAAAGAAAUAGAAACAGGUAAGAGAAAGGGGGUGUGUGUCAGAUAG
This is a messenger RNA of Pediculus humanus corporis (human body louse), 204 nucleotides long. RefSeq lists its product as uncharacterized. Bases 1 to 204 code for a protein of 67 amino acids. The record is from RefSeq and is a predicted model, not a curated record. NCBI's taxonomy places the organism in Eukaryota, Metazoa, Arthropoda, Insecta, Psocodea, Pediculidae. The transcript is spliced from 3 exons.